Molecule: messenger RNA, 636 nt
Organism: Aphis gossypii (cotton aphid)
Lineage: Eukaryota; Metazoa; Arthropoda; Insecta; Hemiptera; Aphididae
Product: putative nuclease HARBI1
Exons: 3
Coding region: 1-636 (211 amino acids)
Source: RefSeq, a predicted model, not a curated record
AUGUUCAAAAGCUCACCAUUUUAUCCUAAAUCUGAUCAAGCAAUGGUCACAGCUAGGAGUGCUGAACUACAUGUUUUAUCAUUUUUAUGGUUUGCAUCUAAUAAAUGUGCUUUGCGUGAUGUUGCUAGCCGGUUCGGAUUAUCCUUAUCGUCACAAUUUAGGAUUAAUGACCGAGUAAUGGAAUUUCUGAUAAAAAUUGCUCCAAGUAUAAUUAAAAUGCCAAAAUCUGAUGCUGAAAAAGAAUCAGUGGCUAAAGACUUUAAAAUGAUAGCUCUUAUUCCUCAUGCACUGGGUUGUAUCGAUAGCACAUCAAUAACAAUUAGAACACCAAAACAUAAAGUAAAAUCUACUUAUGUUAAUCGCCAUGAUAUACCAGCAAUUACCUUACAGGGAAUAUGUGACAGUAAAAAGCGCUUUUUAGAUGCCUUCACUGGACCUCCUGGUAAAAUCCAUGACGACCGUGUUCUUAAAUUAUCAGGAGUUCUUGAUUGGCUUCCAAGGUUGUGCAAUGAAAAAUAUUACCUAUUGGGAGAUGGAGCCUAUCCUUUAAGACAGUGGCUCAUUACACCUUACAGAAAUAUUGGACAUUUCACAGAAUCACAAAAACAUUUUAACAAAAAAUUCAGUGCCACUUGA